Haliotis rubra (blacklip abalone) is the source of this 2473-nucleotide messenger RNA. Its product is annotated as kelch-like protein 28. NCBI's taxonomy places the organism in Eukaryota, Metazoa, Mollusca, Gastropoda, Lepetellida, Haliotidae. The transcript has 4 exons. Gene Ontology annotation, molecular function: protein binding. The coding region runs from base 161 to 2167 and encodes 668 amino acids. The record is from RefSeq and is a predicted model, not a curated record.
UCUCGUGAAGUGCCGUGACCUACUUACGGGCCCUAUUGAUCAUUCGAAUACGUUUGGUUUGGAACAUGGGAAACGCUCAAGUUACGGAAGGACGAAAGGUAACGAAUGUGUGACAGUGCAGGAGGUCGUCGCUCGGGGAAGGAGUUAUCCCCCUUUGUUUAUGUUCAACAGAUGUCGCUGUGUGUCUGUUCACUUGGCCUCCCAAGCCUCUUCUUUAUUAAUUAGGCGAAAGCAGACAGUGCACUUACAGUUUUGGAAAUGUAAAAAAAGAAUCACAACUUGGCUGCAGGUUUCACUGAAAGACACAAUGGAAUCUAUGAGUUAUGAAAAUGAUGCUCAUCAUGGUUCUGUCCUUGAAGAGAUGAAAAGUAUGUUUGAUGACAGACAGCUUAUUGAUGUAGUAAUAUGUGUUCAAGAUGCACGCAUCCCAGCUCACAGAAAUGUUCUUGCUGCAACAAGCCCUUAUUUCAAAGCCAUGUUCACUACCAACUUGACUGAAAGCCGACAAAGACAGAUACUUCUUCAUGAAGUUGACCCAAAGUCUGUGUCACAAAUCAUCAACUAUGCAUAUACUGGAAAUCUUGAAAUUACACGUGGAAAUGCACAAAAUCUUCUUGCCACUGCAUCUCUGUUUCAAAUUUUGCCUGUACAAAAAGCAUGUGCCAAAUUUAUGGAACUUCAAUUAGAUGUGAAUAACUGUGUUGGAAUAUACUACUUUGCCCACAUUCAUAGCUGUGAGGAGCUUAGAGUAAAGGCCAGAGAGUUUAUUGAGAAGAAUUUCUGUGAUGUAUAUAAAACUGAAGAAUUCCUUUCACUGUCUCAUGAAAAAGUCUCAGAAAUCAUAUCAUCCGAUGAACUGAAUGUAGAGAAGGAAGAAAUUGUUUAUGAAGCUCUAAUAUUGUGGAUCUAUCAUGAAAUAGAAAGUAGAAAAGAGUACCUUGGAGACAUGCUGCCCUUAGUCAGGUUAGGGCUUCUUACAGUGAAAUAUAUCCAAGAAAACAUUGCCGCAAAUAUAUUGGUAAAACAGUCAAAAAAAUGUGCAGAACUGUUGGAUGACCUCAAAGACUUUGAACAAUGUCCCGAAACAUAUGAUGGUGAAUACAACUUUGGGUUGUGCCUGAGAUCAGGAAUGAUUCAACCAGAACACUGCAUUCUCUUUAUUGGUGGUAUUGAUCAAAGUAAACCAUCAAUUAACUGCUACAAUCCAUUAACUCGUGAAGCAUUCCUGAUGGAAACAUUCCCAGAGACGGAUGAUCGCAGUGGUUAUUACUGUGUUGAAGAUCCAGCUGUUUGUGUGACAGAAGACAAUAUCAACUAUGCUGCUGGUGGCAAUUACAUUUAUCAUGAAAACUAUGGAGAAACACCUUCAGAUGACUCCUUUGAUGAUUUUGAUGAUGAAGAAUCAGUAAGAAAAGACUUCUAUCAGUAUGAUAAUGACCAUAACAAAUGGAUUGCCAAAGCACCAAUGCUGUUUCCGAAAUCAAACUUUUCUCUUGUAUAUCUUGAUGGAAAGAUUUAUAGUUUUGGUGGGCUUACAGUCAACCAACACCCAACUGAAAUAGUGGAAUGUUAUGAUAUUGUGAAAAAUAGAUGGAACUAUGUUGGAAUGAUGCCAACAACUCUAGUAGAUUUGUGUGCUGUUGCAUACAGAGGUGAAAUCUUCUUGUUGGGCGGAAGAACUGGUGUAGGAGCUCACAAUGUGGUAAUGAAAUUUGACCCAAGACGCUUUGACUGGACUUCACUUGCAGGCAUGCCAACUCCAAGGUUUAACUUUGGAGCACAUGUAGUCGAUGAUGACAUUUUUGUAGCAGGAGGUCAAAUAUACUCCCAUCUGACUCUUACAAUAAACAGAGAAGCAUUGAAGUCAGUAGAAAUAUACAACAUUCCAGAAAAUAAAUGGAGACAAGGACCAGAUCUGCCAGAGGAAAUGUACAAUGUGUCCUUAAUGCAGGUAAAUGGAGCUCUCUAUGCUUGUGGUACAACGGAAUACCAAAGAUCUCCUUUUCGCAUAUAUCGUUACAAUGUUGUGUGUAAACUGGACAUGUGUAGAAAUGAGUGGCAACAAAUUGAAUCCGACUUGUGUGACAUCCGCAGCUAUGCAUGUGUUUCAGCCAAACUCCACACAAGAAAAUUAUCACAAGUCUUCCGACCUGAAGUGGAUACAUAAAUGAAAGAAAUGGAAGUCUGGUUCCAUGGUUCCAUGCGUUAUUAUUUUGUAUUUCUGCAUUAUUUAUUGGCUGUCUUGCCAUCAAGCUAUAUUUGCUUGAAAAACUUUUUAUACCCUAUGAUUCCUUUUAUAUUAAAUUUGUUCUGAAUGAGACUGCAGAAGCACCUAUGAAUGACUUAAGUAUUAAAUAUUUUAAGCCACUUGAAAUAUUUGGGUUGACAAUUUUGUAACACUCCCUAUUAUUUGAAACUUGGAUAUUUGUACUUCCUGUUUCAGCUGCAAAACAAUAAAAUUGUGUUCACCAUA